Molecule: messenger RNA, 979 nt
Organism: Owenia fusiformis
Lineage: Eukaryota; Metazoa; Annelida; Polychaeta; Sabellida; Oweniidae
Source: the annotation of a GenBank genome assembly
AUUUCGUGCUCCUUGGUUUAAAUAUAUAUGUGUAGUUCAUUACCUGUUCUGAAGAACCUGUGUCCAAAGAAGCAAAGAAACAGGCCAAUUACACCAACUACUGUACACACAAUCCUGGCAGCAAGGUUAUCUACAAAGAAACAGGCCAAUUACACCUACUACUGUACACACAAUCCUGGCAGCAAGGUUAUCUACAAAGAAACAGGCCAAUUACACCUACUACUGUACACACAAUCCUGGCAGCAAGGUUAUCUACAGAGAAACAGGCCAAUUACAACUACUACUGUACACACAAUCCUGGCAGCAAGGUUAUCUACAAAGAAACAGGCCAAUUACACCAACUACUGUACACACAAUCCUGGCAGCAAGGUUAUCUACAAAGAAACAGGCCAAUUACACCAACUACUGUACAUAAUAUCCUGGCAGCAAGGUUAUCUACAAAGAAACAGGCCAAUUACACCAACUACUGUACAUAAUAUCCUGGCAGCAAGGUUAUCUACAAAGAAACAGGCCAAUUACACCAACUACUGUACAUACAGUCCUGGCAGCAAGGUUAUCUACAAAGAAACAGGCCAAUUACACCAACUACUGUACACACAAUCCUGGCAGCAAAGUUACAGUAUCUACAAAGAAACAGGCCAAUAACACCAACUACUGUACACACAAUCGUGGCAGCAAGGUUAUCUACAAAGAAACAGGCCAAUUACACCAACUACUGUACAGGUACAUUCAAUCCUGGAUACAAGGUAAUCUACAAAGAAACAGGCCAAUUACACCAACUACUGUACAUACAAUCCUGGCAGCAAGGUUAUCUCCAAAGAAACAGGACAAUUACACCAACUACUGUACAUACAAUCCUAGCAGCAAGGUUAUCUACAACCCACACAGAUAAUAUGGUCGCUCUCUUUUACAAAUCAUUUAAAUAUUUUGAUUUUAUCCAUGAUUUAGAGUUUUUAGAAAUCUUUGGGGCAACAUAUAC